Molecule: messenger RNA, 805 nt
Organism: Mytilus californianus (California mussel)
Lineage: Eukaryota; Metazoa; Mollusca; Bivalvia; Mytilida; Mytilidae
Product: alpha-crystallin A chain-like
Exons: 3
Coding region: 54-662 (202 amino acids)
Biological process (GO): response to heat; protein refolding
Molecular function (GO): protein folding chaperone
Source: RefSeq, a predicted model, not a curated record
UUUAUUUGCGACCUUUUGAAAAAUUUCAUCAGAAAUAACGACAAGCUUCAAAGAUGUUGGUGAGAUUUAUUCCAAGAGCAUGCCGCCUGAUAACCAGCUGUCCGAGGUGGAUGAGUUCCAGGAGAAAUGUACCAAUGUUUUGGCAUCGAAGAGAUCCCUGGGAUUCCGUUAGAAAUGACAACUUUUUCGUCAAACCUUUUGAAUCUCAGUUUCGGGAUAUGGCGAAGGUGUUUGACAAUUUUACGCGAAGUCCAUGGUAUAAUGAAGAUUAUGUCAGAUCAAAAGAAGUAGCUGAGGCAUUUGCGAAAUCUGAAGUUGCAGAAGUCAAAUAUGACAGUAGGAAGCUGGAAAUAAAAUUAGAUGUGUCUAUGUAUUCACCGGAGGAACUUAAUGUCACCAUAGCUGAAGACAGACUGAUCAUCAAAGGAAAGCACGAACAGAAAGAAGACAAUCAUGGUUUCAUUACACGAGAAUUCAAACGGGAAUUUGUUAUUCCAGAGAAUAUUGACGUUGAUGGAAUAACUUCUACUUUAUCCGAAGAAGGCAUGUUAAUGAUUCAAGGCAGAGCAAAAGGCUCAGAAGAGGCGAAGGAACGAGUCGUUAACAUUGAACAAGAAAAGAAAGACGUUAACAUUGAACAAGAAAAGAAAGAAGAUAGUUGACUCUAGAAUCAUGUCAUUUAUAUUUCUUUGGUCGUUAUAUUCAAACAUUGUCAUGUCAUCAUGAAGUAGAUGAUUGUUCAACAGUUCAUUUUCCAUUUUGAAUGUGUAUAUGUUAAAUAAGUAAAUAAAUCAAUAGAAUUUAA